AUGAAGAACUUUAAUAUGUUGCUUUUGUUCAUUCUUCUUCUUUGUUCGCGUGAUUCCCAUGGUAGUAGAGUUGAUCAUGCUCAAGGUCACAUUCAAUUGGAUAACCGUGUGGGUUCCAUGUUCCCCCAAAUCGCGCCAGUUGGUGCUCCACAAGGACUGCAACCCUUUCUUCCGCUUAUUGCGCCUUCACCGUUGACUCCAUUCACCAAUAUUACCACCCCAAAGUUAUCAGGACUCUGCAUGUUGAACUUCACCGCUGCCAAAAGUUUGCUAAGUGUGACGGCAAUUGACUGCUGGGGAUCUUUUGCGCCUGUUCUGGCUAACGUAAUAUGCUGUCCACAAUUGGAAGCCACUCUCACUGUUCUCAUAGGUCAAUCCAGUAAACAUACCGACAUACUUGCCUUAAACGGAACCGCUGCUAAACAUUGCCUUUCGGACGUCGAGCAAAUUUUAAUGGGGCAGGGUGCAAAUGGUGAUCUGAAGCAAAUAUGUUCGGUUAAUUCUUUGAAUCUCACGGAGGCAUCUUGCCCGGUAAAACAUGUGAAUGAUUUUUACGACAUGGUGAAUACUUCUAAGCUGCUUAAAGCGUGUGAGAACAUUGAUCCUGUGAAAGAAUGUUGCUACCAAUAUUGUCACAGUGCUAUAUUAGAAGCAGCUACAAAAAUUGCAUCAAAAGGUUCUAAUGUUUUAGACUCAGACGCAUCGCGUAUUCUACCCGAACAUUCAAUUCGGGUCAAUGAUUGUAGAAAUAUAGUACUCCGGUGGAUAUCUAGUAAGCUUGAUCCGUCUCACGGAAAGAAAGUUCUCAGAGGAUUGUCUAAUUGCAAUAUCAACAAAGUUUGUCCACUCGUUUUGCCUGACGCAAAGCAUGUUGCCAAGGGGUGCGGCAACGGGAUAAGUAACAAAACAGCCUGCUGUGAUGCCAUGUUAAGCUACGUGUCUCACUUGCAGAAGCAGAGUUUCAUCACUAACUUGCAAGCUUUGGGUUGUGCAGAAACUUUGGCAAUGAAAUUAAAAAAGUCAAAAAUUGUCGAUGAUGUUUAUAGUCUUUGUCACAUAAGCCUUAAGGAUUUUUCACUCCAAGUUGCAAAUCAAGAAUACGGUUGUCUAUUACCUAGCUUGCCUUCAGAUGCCGUCUUUGACCAAACUUCUGGAGUUAGCUUCCUUUGUGAUCUAAACGACAAUAUCCCAGCUCCCUGGCCUUCUACAUCUCAAGGAUCAUCUUCAUCGGCGUGCAAUAAAUCUAUCAUCAACAUACCUGCCCUUCCUGCUGCUGCUGCAUCUGGUCAAAGUUGUCUCUACAGUCACGACGUGCUGAUAUUCCUUCUUGUCAAUUUAUUCUUUCUCGUGAUGGCACUCGUGUAA
Lathyrus sativus (Indian pea) is the source of this 1365-nucleotide messenger RNA. The record is from the annotation of a GenBank genome assembly. NCBI's taxonomy places the organism in Eukaryota, Viridiplantae, Streptophyta, Magnoliopsida, Fabales, Fabaceae.